Messenger RNA from Austrofundulus limnaeus, 3566 nucleotides. RefSeq names its product copper chaperone for superoxide dismutase (gene ccs). The transcript is spliced from 8 exons. NCBI's taxonomy places the organism in Eukaryota, Metazoa, Chordata, Actinopteri, Cyprinodontiformes, Rivulidae. The coding region runs from base 20 to 940 and encodes 306 amino acids. Gene Ontology annotation, biological process: superoxide metabolic process. The record is from RefSeq and is a predicted model, not a curated record. Gene Ontology annotation, molecular function: copper ion binding.
CACUGACCAAAACAAAAACAUGGCGGUGACUCUCAGCUCUAGGCUCAUUUCCGUUUCCAGAAAACUGGGAAAUGCUCUGAUUAAGUCCGUUUUUAUUGCCCAAGCGGCAAAUUUGGGCCACGACAUGGACUCAGACAGACCAACGAAGCUGGAGUUUGCGGUGCAGAUGACAUGUGAGAGCUGUGCGGAAAAGGUCCGAGCGGCUUUGGAGGGUAAACCAGGGGUCAAGUUGGUCAGCAUCGAUGUCGGUAAGGAGGAGGUUCUGGUGGAGUCGUCUCUGACCAGCACCGAGGUCCAGGCUCUGAUCGAGAGCACCGGGCGCAGAGCUGUGCUGAAGGGCAUCGGAGGAUCAGAGCAAGACCUGGGUGCAGCCGUGGCCAUGUUGGCCGGAGCGGGGUCRAUUCAGGGCGUGGUGCGCUUCCUGCAGCUGUCCGAGGAGCACUGUCUGAUCGACGGGACCGUGGACGGCUUGGAGCCCGGACCCCACGGUCUCCACAUCCACACCCUGGGAGAUCUCACACGGGACUGCCUCAGGAGUUGUGGCGAACACUACAACCCAUUCAGUAAUCAACACGGAGGCCCAGCUGACUCUGAAAGGCAUGUUGGUGAUCUGGGAAAUAUUGUGGCUGGACCAGAUGGUAGAGCUUCGUUCAGAUUAGAGGACAAUCAGGUUAAGGUAUGGGACGUUAUUGGUCGAUCUCUUGUAGUUGAUGCAGGGGAGGACGACCUCGGUCGGGGCGGUCACCMUUUGUCUAAACAGACGGGAAACUCUGGUGAAAGGUUAGCCUGCGGGAUCAUCGCCAGAUCAGCGGGUCUUUUCCAAAACCCCAAGAAGAUCUGCGCUUGCGACGGGGUCACACUCUGGGAGGAGAGAGACCGGCCGGYAGCCGGGAGGGGCCGGAGAAAAGCUGACCCGGAGACGCCGGCAGCACACCUCUGAUUGUUAGUCGCUGAGGAGCACUUGGUGAGGUGGUCCUGUAGAGAGACGUACACCGAGGAGGGGGCGGAGCUAAAGAAAAGAGACGGGAGCACUGAGGUUUCCAGAUGGAAUCGUAUGAUGCACAAACAGUUUUGUACUCAGUUUUUUUUUUUAACCAAAGCAGGCUGCAGUUUUUAUUUUAUUUAAAAACUAAUAAGUAUCCAAAUUCUAAUAAGCUCCAGGGGGACGACAACGUUUAAAGUUUGUGCCUUACUAUUAGACUGACACUUCUGUCCACUUUAGGUUUUAUUGAGUCGGUAGAGAUGUUGUCCAGGUUGAGGACAAAUCACUAUACAAAUUGUUUUGUAUUGUGACCGAAUCUUAUGCCAUGAUUUAUGAAUUAUUUCACAUAAAAUACAGAAAAAUAACUUUUUWAACUAAUACUAAUAACUAAUUUCAACUAGCAGCGUAGCACAUAUGCACUUAAGUUAAUCUGGAGAAUUUUGUUUUGAWCUUUAUAAAAGUAUCCAAAUUUGAGACACAAUUAAGUAGAUUGAGCUCUAUUUUUUCCCCACAUAUUUGUUUACUUAAAAGCCAUAAAGCAACUUGAAUAAAAGAUUUAAAUGGAGAUAAGCUGUUUGGGUUUAUCAGGAACAAUAUAUAUGUAGAUAUAUUUGACACAUUCCUUUUUUAUUUAAUGAAUGUAUUACAAGAAGUACCUCCUGGUCGUCAGUACAUCUUUCUUCUUGAUGAAAACAUCAAUAUUAGGAUGUGAUUGUGUGGGCUGGGGUGGCUGGAUCAGAGUGGCUUUCACUCUCUUUACAUUGAUUUGUUUAAAUUUGAGCGUUUGUCUUGUUCUGUUGAUGCCUUAAUAAGGUUAUUGAAUUUCCAUCAAAUUAUUUAAUCAUUGUCUUAUUUCAUUUCUGUGCCUGGGCUGAGUGUAACUCUGUCACUGCACAUGGUAGACCUCAUUAUUGGUUGAUAAGUAGAUUCUUUGUGGCAGAUAAUAAUAAUAAUAAUAAUAAUAAUAAUAAUAGUUCUAAUAAUAAUAAUAAUAAUAAUAGUUCUCAGUGGUUGACUAUGACUCUAAAUUUGUAACUUUUUUGUGUGUAUAUGUUUGCAGAGUAAGUUACUUAAUGGGAGGAUUACUUACGGGCCAGUGAACAGAUAUUUUGAGUAACUGGUUCAAAGUUAUGAAAAACAAAUGGAAAACAGGAAAAACAAUGGCCAGAAUAAAAUAAAACAGAUAAAAAAAAACUUGUAAUAAAAUAAAUAUUGAAAUUCAUCAUUCAGUGUAACCAUGUUGAGUCUUUAGUGGAAUUUGCUUUUAGUACAUUCUUCUGGAUAUGUAUGAAAAACAACUGUUUAUUUUCUCAAAUUCUUAAAAAAUAAAUUAUUUGAUCAAGAAAACUGUCAUAUACAUUUUACUGUAUAAAGGAGAUGGACAUUAUCACCAUGAUGUCACUCUUGUGCUCCUUUAAAGGCAAAGUUCAGAUCUUAUACGGUGGUGAAAAUUAUGAGGAGUUAUUGUCUUACCUGCUGCAGAUAGUUUUUUGAACGUCUCAGUUGGGAGAAAAAUAUUUCUGCUGGAACGACUGCUGUAUGAAACUGAUGGAGAUGUAAAGAUUUAAAAACUAGUUAUUGCAUGAACUACUAAGAUAAUGAUAGUUGCAGUAGUGGGCACAGCUAACCUAAAGGUUAGCUUUACUAGCUUAGCUUCUCGCUAAGUGUAAAAAUAUAAGAUUAACGGAAGCUAGCGCUAAGAAAGUAACCAUUAGCAGAAGCUACCACUAAACGCUAAAACAGAUGUCACUCAGUUUGCAUCCCACAUUUUUGUCUGCGAUCUGAAGACUGGUGGGACUGACUAACCUGUUGAUGACAUCACAACAUGCGAGGUUUUGUGCACCUCCCCACACUACUUGUUACAUCAUUCCUGGCUCCCUUGAAUAGUUGUUUUGUACUUUUGUAACUGUCUUUUAUUAACAUUAAAGUUUUUUACAAAAAAAAGUAAUGUUAGCGGACUUUUGGCAAAAUUUAGCAGAAGUUUAUUGGUCCGCUAAGUUUUCAAAGUUAGUGAGAAAGCUAAUCUGCGAAAUUAAAAAUUUGUUCCGCUGUUAGCUGAUUAGCGGAACCAUACCCAUGUAGAGUAGAGUUGUUUUAAAACAGCACAAAUGCACUUUGGUCUUUGCCCCUUUCAAACUCACCAUUAGCUCAUUGGUCCAGUCAGAAUCGUAGACAUUAUACCACAGAAAACUGUCCGUGCGUUCUCAUUGUUGGGAGCAGAAACUAAGGUCAAAAUAUUUGUUUACAUGGAGGGAGCGAGACUUAAAAUGGAUAUAUUUAAAUCUUUCAAUUGGGGUCUGGAUGAAGUAGAACUGCAAUGCUUUGGUCUGAAUUCCUUGUUAUUGUAGCUCCACAAGCCCCUUUUCACCCUUUUCUAUGGUGUGUCUCAUAUCAGCUCGUUUUGGUGCUGUCUCUUUAAAUGCAAAUGAGGCAGACUUCAGCCCCGCCCCCUUCCAGGUCUAACUCCCAAUGAUCAUUGUCCACCACAUUUGGUCAUUUUUUGCAGUUUGAUAGCAGAGAUUCAAUUUUGUAACGGAGCAUAAAGUUUUUAUUUACAAAUUAAUAAAAAGACGUCAACAACUGA